AUGGUGGAGGAUAGGGGCAAUGUAAAGAUCACGAGUAUUUUGGAGUUGUUCAAUACAAAACCGGACAGACUUGAGUCUUCCAGAGAGUAUUUCGAUAGACUGAAAGGGUAUGGUUCGGGGCUCAAUCCUGAAUUUUUGUCGGUGCAUUUUAUCUUGAAUUGUCGUAAUGAAAAGCUAAAAACAAGAAGAGAGGAUAGAACCGAUUGGCAAGGCUUUUCGUCUUGGAAAGAGAACAAGCAGACUUUUAAGGCCAACACCAACAACAACAAUUACAACAACAACAGCAGCAACAACAACAACAACGGCAGCAGCAACAACAACAACGGCAGCAGCAACAACAACAACAGCUAUUACAACAAUUUCAAAAAGACGGAGAUGAUACAAACCCCUUAUAAUUUAAGGCCAAGAAAUAAAAUUAAUUUUAUUAAUGAUAUUAUGAUUGACCUUCAAGUUAAUAAUUAUGAUUUUUCUUUUAUGAUAGAUACUGGUUCUCCGGUGUCAUCCUUGCCCAUGAAAGAGUUUGAAAAGCUUACGAAGGAUGAAGUUGUUAAUACUAAAGAAAUAGGAGAUAGGGUUAAUUUUUUAACUUUUUAUAAUCCGUUAUCGCUUCGAAUAGGAAUCGGUUGA
This is a messenger RNA of Gordionus sp. m RMFG-2023, 627 nucleotides long. RefSeq names its product glycosyltransferase-like protein gnt13. The record is from RefSeq and is a predicted model, not a curated record. The transcript is spliced from 2 exons. Lineage: Eukaryota; Metazoa; Nematomorpha; Gordioida; Chordodea; Parachordodidae. Bases 1 to 627 code for a protein of 208 amino acids.